Molecule: messenger RNA, 3291 nt
Organism: Chironomus riparius
Lineage: Eukaryota; Metazoa; Arthropoda; Insecta; Diptera; Chironomidae
Source: the annotation of a GenBank genome assembly
GACAAGCCGAUUUCUUAAAACAAUUUGUUGAAAGCUACAAUGUAUUCAAUAAAGAAAGGACUUCCACAAACCGAUCGAAUUUAUGAAGAAAUUAUUUAUUUGGUCAACAAUGACGAUAGUAAAUUCACCAACAGUUCAACAUCUGAGUUUAAUGAACAUCAAAUACCAAUUUUAAGACAAAAUGCUCUUGAUUACAUUGAACAAGCAUUUAAGGUAUCAGAUAAUCAGCACAUUGAGGUGUCCAAAGAUGUUGCUACAAAAAAAUUCUCAAAUAAUACUGAAACAUUUAAUGAGAAUGCAAUUGAGAUGAAAGCUUUUAGUGACAACCCGUACAACCUUUCACCAGGCGCAUCUAUGGUUGGAAACAUUGUUGGACAUGCUUCUCUAGUUCGCACACUUCUUAAACAUGAAUUGCAUCGAUUGAAUGUGCCAAACUUACAAUGGACUAAGUUUGAACUUUUACCAAAAGUUCUAAUUUCAAUUCAUGCAGAAUAUUAUAAAAUUAAUGAGAUUAAUGCUUGUUUUGCCAAGUGGAAUGCUUACUCUGACAUCAACAUAAGCCAUUCAAUAAGUUUUGAUGCAUUUAACAAGUUGCUUGACAUUUUAGUCGAAGAAAAUGAGAACGACGAAAAGGAUAAGAAAAAUGGCAAAGGAAAAUUUAAAAAAGCAUUCCAGAAAAUCAAUCCAUUCAAGAAGAAGAAAAAAACUGACGCAACGGAUGGGAUUGUUGGUGAUCAGCUAAACACAAAUGACGUUGAAAUUGAGAAACUUUUUUGCGAAUCCAAACGAAUUUUGCUUAAUUCGUUUCUUCAGUUCAUGAAGAAUAUUCACGAUAGCGAUGCUGAUACAGGACAAAAACAAGGUGAAUUUGUUGAAGCACAAAAUGGUAUCAAAGUAAACAGUUUCAACAAAAUGUUACAAAUCAUCAAUCGGCUUGAGAGAAUCUACUUAACUGAUGGAGUCUCGAAGGUGCUGUCCAAUAAAAUUGAGUUUUACAAGCUUAUGAUUAAGAAUUUUGAGAUUGGAAUUGUCGAGCAUUUGGACAAAAAUAUUAACAAAGAUCUGUUAAAUCAGUUUGAUGUCAAUGAGCAAAAGUUGAGUGAACUAAUUCGAGUAGUCAAACUGGCUAUUGAGCAUCGUGAAAAGUUUGUGGCUUGCUUUGACCAAAACUUUGACAGUUUCUCAGACAUAUCAAUAUCCAAAAGGAUGUAUGAGAUUUACGACAUCCAAUUUACAGCAUUAAUAAAGCCAAUUGUCCUUGAAAUCUGCAAAUCAAAAUGCUGCAAUGAUAGCGAUGAUGACUUUAUUCAGAAAGAAGAAGCUGUAAUCAAAAAACUUUUUGAACUUUAUCGUGAGCUUGAAAUGUUUGUAAAUUAUGGAAAGCAGCACUUUGUUGACAACAAAUUUGGAACAUCUCAAUUCUAUAGCUGGUUUGCACCUGGAGUUGACAAGUUUUUCAAAUUCUUUGCAUUUCAUGCUAAGACGAGAAUAAUAAAAUCCAUCGAGUCUGAUCUUUUAAAACCUGAUUCUGAUACUGGAAAAAUGUCAUCAUCAGUCAUCGACACAAUGCAGACGAUAUUUUCAAUCAAGCGUAAUUGGGAUGUACUUAUAGGGCUAACAAAGACGAAGGAAGCCAACAUGUUGAAGAGAAUUGUAGAACAAUUUUGUUCAUUUUCUAAGAUUUACCUUGAGACUUUUCUGGAUAAAAGUAGGAAAAGUUUGGAAUCUAAAAAUCUUGAGUCACUUCAAGUUCCAACAGAAUUGUCAAUUUUAGUUGCCAAUUUUAACUAUUUUGUCGUUAAUUUUAAGGAAUUGAUUGAUGAGCUUACAAAAGAUAAAGCAAUAGAUCAAAAUAUCAUCAACAAACAAAUCGACAAUACUCAACUAAACCUCAAAAUCAUGAUUCACAAAUUUAUCGACUUUGCUAUUCAAAAAUUGAGUCCAAUGAUUAAGGAGGCAAUAUAUGAGGAUAUAGACGAAAAUCAAACGACCCUUGGAAGAUCAUUGUUUAAUAGAAUCGAGCAAAUGCUUAUGAUUUUCUUGGAUGAAUUUAAAGAACGAGAAUUCAAAAAAUCGAGGUUAAUUUUAUGGCAAAAUGUAGUUAAAGCUCUCGAACAAAGUGCUCAAAAUGGGCUGAAAACCAAAAUGUCUUCAAAAUUCUUUACAAAUUUACAAAAAGUUUUUGAAGACUCAAAAGCCGCUUUUAAGUACAAUAGUGAUACCAACUUUAUUGAAGACAUACAAACAACAAGGAAGGUCAAAAAUCUUGAUCGCUUGCUGCAACGCAACAGGUUCAGUAUAUCUGAACUGAUCUGUCAAUACUACGCAAGUCGACAUGAAAGCCAGCAAAAGUUUAAAGACGACGGAGUGAAUCUUUAUGGAAAUUUGACAGUCAAAUGCUUUAUUUACCAAAAUGUAUUGACUAUUGAGAUCAAAAAGCCUGAAAACCUUGCUCCGAUUGAUGAUGAUGGCAUCAGAAAUCCGUAUGUGAAAAUUCUUAUGAUUCCAAAAGAUAAAUUUCCAAAUCCUCGCAAAAUUAAAUGGCAAAAUAAGAACAAUGGAAAUAUAAUGUCAAGCAGAAGAAAUAUAACAUUGAAAAAGGAUGUAAACAUAAAUGAAUCUUACAUCCACUUUAAAGUCAAAGACGAGGAAUCACUACUAUUAAUGUUUAGGUCAUUUUGUGCCUCAUUGAAUUGUUUCGAAUGCAGAAGUCCAGAAGAAAGAAACAGCAGAUUUUUAGGAGAAGCAUUCAUAUCAUUUAAGGAUAUUCCAGAAGUUAAUCAAGGCAAUGACACUCAAGAUAUUGAAUUGACGCUAACGAAACUACAAAGUUGCGGUAAGAUAGAACUCACUUUAUUUCUAGUAGAAUGCUAUACUUAAAGGCUAGUAUAUAUGAAGGCGUACGGUCGAUUAAUGAUUAAUUCUUCGGAGUUUGUAAAUACCAAUCGUACGUCUAGUUAGGAACUAGAAAUGAUAUUUAGUGUUCCUCUAAAAUUUAACAAUUUUUAUUGAAUAUUCUAGAUCUAGAGCCAUUAAAAGCCAUCAAUCAAUCAGCCAAAGCUGGAAAUAAGCAAGCCAUCAAGUUUUUAAAAAGCUUAGAAAAUAAUUCGCAUAUAAAGCUUAAGUUUGAAGAUGAUCCUAAUAACGAAAACGUUCAUUCUUAAUCAUUUUAAAACUGCUGUAUAAGUGCGACGAGAAACUUAUGUAUUUCAUCUGAAAAUUCUCAAAUUUUACUACGGAUUUCGAAACAUUAACCUUAUAUUUUAAAGAAAAAGUGAAACUUAUAGUACU